This is a messenger RNA of Cuscuta epithymum, 2943 nucleotides long. Lineage: Eukaryota; Viridiplantae; Streptophyta; Magnoliopsida; Solanales; Convolvulaceae. The record is from the annotation of a GenBank genome assembly.
CACUUUUGUAACACCCCAAAUUGGGAUGUAAUGAAAUGUUGGAUGACUUUUACCCUUAUUCCAAAAUCUAUCCAUUCCCAUCCUCUAUUAUUUUUCCCGCAGCAAAGAGCCAGACGGUACUCCUUCACUCCUGCGGCUCCAGCAAAGAUUGGUCUCCUUGUCCAGAUUUAUCCUUUUUUUCCCCUAAUUUUCUUCAUCUUUUUUCCAUUUAUCCACUCAGUACUUGUUAUUCAGAUUCGAUGUGUUCUCCGACCAAUAUAUAUGAAUAUAUAUUGUUAUUGACGAGGUGUUCCUUCUAACUCGUGUUUGAUGAUCUUAUGAUUUGGUUUUUAGAAUUCUCUACCUUUUGUUUUCAUUUAUUAUUUCAACAAUGCUUGGUAUCCACUCUUAUACCAACCUUAUAUCCACCAUGUUUGUGAAGUGUUUUUUUGUCCGUGAAUUCGAUUCACACACAAUAUUUUGUUUGUGCAAAAUAUUGUCCGUUAACCGGCAUUCACAGACAAAAAUAAAACACUUCACAAACAUAAGUGAAUACAAAAGUGGUUAUAAGAGUGAGUACAAACAUUAUUUUUGUUAUUAUUAUUCCGUUGGUGGAUGUCGUUUUCGUUCUGUUUCAUCUUUGUUGGAGAGUCCUUUUUAGUUUUAACUUCACCUUUUUUUGUAUGGUUGGAAAUCAAUGCGUAGGAAAACAAUAAUUAUUAUAUCCAUUAAUUCUAAUAGUAGGAAAACAAUUAUCCAAUAUCCCAUUGGAGGAUGGCCGGCAAAUCAAUCGCAAUCUCAUGUUUUUUAGCAGUAUAUUAGACUUAUGGUAAACACUUCAAUUUUAACCCUUCCAUUACUAACACUUCCAUUUUUUUAGCUCCCCUAAGAGCAUCUCCAAUAUUAGAAUGUGCACGGUGCACAUGUGCCAUGAGAGAGAUAGAUACAAAAUAUUGAUUUUAUGACAUUUUUCUCUCCUUCUUUCCACAGUCUUAUGUGUUUUGGCUAAGUUUUUGUCUGCAAUGUCAACUACAAUGUCUAAUCUAAACAUUGUGCUUGACAUUGAAAAGAAAAACUUAUCAAAAUGAUGUUGGUGGGGAGGACAGGGCAAACGCUUACCAUCCAUGGCGCUUCAACAUUGCUUCACCUCAUCAAACUUCAAAUCCUUGAAGUUCACUGCCGCCACUUCUCUCUCCCUAUUCAGACUGCAUCCUAAAACCGUGCCCGUACGCCUAGUCCCACUCUUGCUCAGAGCUCUAUCUGUUUCCGCCGCUGGGGACCAAUCCACAGUCGCCGGAGCUUCUACCGCAUCCAGAGACAGUAAAGCUGCGAAUCAGUGGAAAGCUGCGAUAGAUUUCAAGUGGAUUAGGGAGAACAAGGAUUCUGUGGCAGUGAAUAUUAGGAACCGAAACUCGAGUGCGAAUUUGGGGCUUGUUCUAGAGCUGUACCAGCGUUUACUCGAUGCUCAGAAGGAAGUUGAAAGGCUUCGUGCAGAGAGGAAUGUUGUUGCAAACAAGAUGAAAGGAAAUCUGGAACCUACUGAGCGCCAAAAACUCAUAGAAGAAGGUAAAAAUUUGAAGGAUGCGCUUGUUAAUCUGGAAGAAAACCUCACCAAGCUCUCAGACGAGCUUCAUCAAGAAGCCCAUUCUAUACCAAAUAUGACACAUCCAGAUGUCCCGAUAGGAGGAGAGGAUUCUUCAACUGUUCGGAAAAUGGUUUCUAAACCGCGUGAGUUUGGUUUCCCUGUGAAGGACCAUGUCCAACUCGGCAAGGAAUUGGAUUUGUUUGAUUUUGAUGCAGCUGCUGAGGUCAGUGGCUCAAAGUUUUAUUACUUAAAGAAUGAAGCAGUUAUGUUAGAAAUGGGUCUCGUGAAUUGGACUCUCUCAGAAGUAAUGAAAAGAGGCUUUGUGCCACUGACUACCCCAGAAAUUGUCAGGUCUUCUCUUAUUGAAAAGUGUGGCUUCCAGCCUCGUGGAACUACCACUCAGGUUUACUCCAUUGAGAACAGUGAUCAAUGCCUCAUUGGCACAGCUGAGAUUCCAGUGGGGGGAAUCCAUAUGGAUUCCAUACUUCCUGACUCAUCAUUGCCACUGAAGUAUGUAGCGUUCUCCCAUUGUUUCCGCACAGAGGCUGGUGCUGCUGGCACUGCGACCAGGGGUCUUUAUCGAGUACACCAGUUCAGCAAGGUGGAAAUGUUCAUAUUGUGCCGUCCAGAGGAAAGUGAUGCUUAUCACGAAGAGCUUAUUGAGAUUGAAGAAGAGCUUUUCAGGUCUUUGGGACUUCAUUUUAGAACAAUGGAGAUGGCAUCAGAGGAUUUAGGUGCACCCGCUUAUCGUAAAUUUGAUGUAGAGGCAUGGAUGCCUGGUCUGGACCGCUACGGCGAGAUAUCAAGUGCAUCAAAUUGUACUGACUAUCAGAGCAGAAGACUGGGAAUAAGGUAUCGCCCAGAAUUGUUGUCAUCAUCAGUUACUAGUUCAAAGAAGGGGAAAAGUAUGGCUCCCCCGCAAUUCGUUCACACGCUUAAUGCCACAGCGUGUGCAGUUCCUCGCAUGAUUGUUUGCUUGCUUGAGAAUUAUCAGCAAGAAGAUGGCUCUGUUAUUAUUCCAGACCCCUUACAUCCUUUCAUGGGUGGCCGUCAUGUAAUCACACCUAGAAUGAAGUAGGGAGUUGGAUUUGAGAUAUUUGAAUACCAGUUGGAUCAGCAUAAUUUAGGAAAAAAGAACAGAUCUGUAUUGAGUAUUUUUGUUGAUGUCCUUACAUGGGGAGUGCCAAUUUCCUCAUUAUAUUUUGACGCCUUUACCAUUUUACUACUAUUAUUACAAUUCUUUUUAUGGAAAAUUUUGGGUGAGAUGCAGUCCUCACUCCUCAUUACGUAGUUGUUUAGUGUUGUGUGUACAUUCUUCCAGUUAUGCUACAUUGAAGGAGCUCAGUACCUAGUCCUUUAUUUGGGUGUUUACAUUCUUC